CUUCUCUAUUGCUAGCCGGGCACCAGAAUAAUACUAGCUGGGAAAUAUAUAGAAUUUUCAAAUUCGCACUUGCUUGCAGGUUCUCGUCAUGGCUUCAUCCGCCAUCCCAGCAGCAGACCUCAAAUCAUUUACCGACCACCUCAGAGGGUGCAAAAGGAUAAUUGCACUACUAGGAGCUGGCAUCUCCGCCUCCUCUGGACUGCCCACAUUUCGAGGUGCCGGCGGAAUCUGGCGAUCGCAUGAUGCCACAGAACUGGCAACUCCUGAAGCAUUCAAUGCCAACCCAGACCUGGUUUGGCAGUUCUACAGCUAUCGAAGGCACAUGGCCCUCCAAGCCCAACCCAAUCGUGCACACUAUGCUCUGGCCAAGCUCGCCAAGAAGAAUCCCAAGUUCAUCACGCUGACGCAGAAUGUUGACGGUCUUUCACAGCGCGCAGGCCACCCCCCUCACCAGCUUCAUCUCCUUCAUGGCUCCCUGUUUACCGUCAAAUGCACGUCAUUCUACUGCAGCUACUCUCGUGAAGAUGAUUUCUCAGACCCGAUCGUGCCUGCACUUGCAAUUCCUAAGAGCGUGGCAGACCUCGGCCCAUUCGCGGAGGAUAAAACAGGGGAGCAGGCGUCCCGGGCCCUGGCGGACGCGCUGAACACCGCGGAAGAGGGCGCAGAGCUGGACAUCUCCGAUGAACGGGUCCCUCUUCCCACGCUGAGUCCCGAUGUACUGCCGCACUGUCCGGAGUGCAAGGAGGGGCUUCUACGGCCUGGCGUGGUGUGGUUUGGGGAGAGCCUACCGCUACGGACGCUGGACUAUAUCGACAAGUGGCUGAGCGCGGACAAGGUUGAUCUCAUCUUGGUCAUCGGGACGAGCGCGCAGGUCUAUCCUGCGGCCGGGUAUGUCGAUAAAGCGCGCGAACGGGGUGCGAGAGUGGCAGUCAUUAAUAUGGAUCGCAAUGAUGUUGGGUCCUCUGGGUUGACUUCAAAGGAUUGGCUGUUCCAGGGUGAUGCCGGAGUUAUCGUGCCUCAGAUAUUAGAGCCUGUGAUUGGC
Messenger RNA from Aspergillus saccharolyticus JOP 1030-1, 1042 nucleotides. Its product is annotated as SIR2 family NAD-dependent protein deacylase. The annotation marks the transcript as partial. The transcript has 2 exons. The record is from RefSeq and is a predicted model, not a curated record. NCBI's taxonomy places the organism in Eukaryota, Fungi, Ascomycota, Eurotiomycetes, Eurotiales, Aspergillaceae. Gene Ontology annotation, molecular function: protein-malonyllysine demalonylase activity; protein-succinyllysine desuccinylase activity; NAD+ binding.